Owenia fusiformis is the source of this 2966-nucleotide messenger RNA. The record is from the annotation of a GenBank genome assembly. NCBI's taxonomy places the organism in Eukaryota, Metazoa, Annelida, Polychaeta, Sabellida, Oweniidae.
AUCAUAACAAGUUCAAUAGGUCAACUUCCUUAUAAGGUCUACUAGGUCAAAUUGAAAGCAACCAUUUUCAAACUGAAAAGUUGUAAAAAAUUUUACAAAUCAUUGAAUAACACUCUUCACUGGCGCUGUUCUGACUUCUGGCUUAAUAUAAUUAAAUAUUGUUCUCAACAUCCAACAUGCGGGCCACUCGUACACCACAGCGAGCAGCAGCGAAUACUAGACGUGGAAGAACACCACAAAAGACUGUAAAGACUGCAGGGAAAGUUACCAAAAUUCCAUCAUCUAAAGCAGCAGUUUUGAAAAAGGUGUAUGGGUCCAGUUCCCCUAAAGGCAAAGCUGCACAGGCAUCCCAAUCCCCUAAGACACCAGGAUGGACGUCAGGUCCAGAUGCAGCAAUUUUAUUUAAAACCCCCAAGACACCUGUUGCUAGUACACCUAAAAAACAACCUAACUCUAAAAGAUCAUCUCUAACCAAGGCUACUAAGGCAAGGCAGACAGAGGUUGCAUCAUUCAUGGUACCUUCACCCCCCAAGAGGGCCGCCCCUUCCUUGCCUAAAUCUCCCCCACUGGCCCAACGCAAAGGUCGUAGAGCAUCCGUCUAUCAGAAGAAAAAACAAGCCUCUUCCCCAAAGCGUAAAAUCGCACAAGCACAAGUAAAAUCACCACCCCUAGCGCAGAGACGGGGUCGUCGAGAGUCUGUAUAUUAUGGACGUAAUAUAGUUAAGGCUUCAAGCAUUGAGAAAAAAGUGACCCCAAAAUCCAGUCCAAAGAAACGACCUGCCAGUUCAAAAAGAUCCCCUUCUCCAGCAAAGAAAGUUAAGUCUGCACCUGUAAUUGCCUCUCCUGUUGAAGUGGUAAAAGCAAAGGCACCACCUAAGCAAACCAAUGCUAAAACCCCUGCAAAGACCUCUGCAAAACCCAAACCAAAAACCCCAGCUCAGAUUGCUAAACAAGCAGACCCUUCAACACCAUUCCUUACACCUAAAACAACCCUGAAAACACCUGCAUCCAAGGCAAAAAAGAACCCCGCAACAAAAAAGACACCUGCUGCAAAAAAGACCCCCGCGGCAAAAGUCAAAGCAACCACUGAGAGCCCGAAAACUCGCAAAACUCCAGCAAGAAAUGCUACAAAGCGCCCCGCAGCUGUGGCAACUCCUGCACAAAAAUCAAAUUCAUCAAGCAAGAAAGCUAAACGAGAAGAUCUCAACUCACCUGUGCCAGAAACAAAUGGUACAUCUGCCACUCCUAAACAAUCUGAUAUUACACCAAUUGAAUCUGACAUUGCAUCUUUAGAUGCAGUUGAUGCAGUCAUUCCUGAAACCCCAUCAAAAACUGAUGCGAAAAAAGAUGAUAGGAAGUCAUGCACAAUAUUAUAAACAAUUUCAACAUUGGUGAAAGGUGUGAGAGUUGACUGUAAUAAUGCACAAGAACUGAGGAUUAAUGACAAACACUCCAAGAUAUGAAUCGCAGAUCCUAAAUUAUCUCAAGACUGAGGAAGUUAGGAACCUAAUUUAUUUAAAGAAUGUGUUAGAAGAGUCUCAUAAAUAUAAAAGGCACUCUAGUUUUCUGCAAGUUGAAAUUAAGAUAAAAUUUUCACAUUUGCUGUUCCAUAUUUCAAGAUUUCCCUUUCACAUCAUAGUAUGUAGUGUAAUUAAGUUGUGAAAUGAAUGAAUGGCAUAAUGUAACAUUUACAUUUUCGCCAAGGUAUUACCUACAAACACAUUUUGCCAAGGUAUCACCUAUAAAUAAUGUACUGUUAUUUACAUUUUGCCAAGGUUUCACUAAUGAUUACAUUUCAGUGUCCAUUGCACAAGCUUAAAGAAGACAGUGGGACACAUUUGGAUUCUUGUAGAAAUUCUAGGUACAUUAUCUGAAAAUGGAUUUUUGAUAUAAAAUGAUAAAGGCAUUGUCUCUUUAAUCAUCCAUGGAUGUUGUAAAAGUAUGUUGAUUACUUUUAUAGUAUAUUCUUCAUCUUGCUUUGAGAUUCACAAUAAUAACUGAAGCUUGAUGCUUUAUGCAAAGUACAUCACACAGAAUGUGUUCUUCACAAAUCUCAACUCAGGAAUCCGGAUUGCGUCCCUAUUUUAUGUUUAUUUAUACAUUAUUGUAUCAUUUUAAAAAUAUUACUCAUCACAGACUACUUAUGUACAUAUACGCACUGAAUUUUUUGAACACUAUUUGAUGCCAUAUGAAAAAAGUUUAUGACUGUUAUGUACAAAGUUCUCCAGUUGACUGUAAAAAUCUAUGAAGAAUAUUUAUAUAUUUUAUGGAGCUGUUUACAGGUUCUGGUUGGCUACAGUCCGCUGCAGCACUCUGUCCACUCUCAAAAGUUUUCAAUGGGAGCUUUUAUAUUAUUUUUUUAAAUUUUAGUAACAGAAUGUGAUCUCAAUGUUAUUUUUGAAAUAUAUUUAUCAGUUAUUCAACAUUUUAAAAUAAUGUACUCCUCAUGCAUGUAUUACUUUUAAAAUAUGCAAUCUGAAGAUUGUUAACUUGAACAAAGGUUAACUGGCAAAAUUAUAUACCAAGGCGGCCAUAUUGCCAGUUCACAUGAUAUUGUAAUUGACAGUCAUUUAUUUCUGAAUUCAAUACGAAAAUGAAGAUCCAUUUUAUUAUGCUACUUUUUAGAAUACUAAAUAUUUUAUAUUUUAGACAGGUAGUGAGAUAUUUGUAUUGUUGGACCAUUCAAUGGGCGUUUAAUAUCCCAUUAGGAGAGAGGGGAUGUUAAACAUAAUAUGCCUUUGAAUGGCCUGACGUCAGCGACAUUAAACUAUAGUAGUUUGUCUUACAUGUCUUACAUUACAAUCCAUUAGUAGUGUUUUAUUUAUGCCAUAAACAAUGUAUUUGUAUUUUUUUGUACUUAUUUAAAGUACUGAUUUUCAAACCUGUGUACAUACUUGUGUCACUCAAAGAAUUUAUUGUAAAAUAUAUUCCUACAUAAUAAAUGAUAUAUUGUAAAUAGGAAAGUA